CGGAGCUGUACGCAGAGUGCGCGACGCCGAUUGGAGAAUGGACGGAGCGCUCCGCCGUGCGGGACCCGGUGCGUAGGGAUGGCCGCGGCUCCGGCACAGGGUGAAAUUUUGAAAAUGAUACACAGAGAAAACUGGAAGGUGCAGCACGAGAAGCUGCAUGUGAAGCACCGGGGUCAUGAAGCGAUGCAUGCCGAGAUGGUGCUCAUCCUCAUCGCCACCCUGCUGGUCGCUCAGCUCUUGCUGGUGCAGUGGAAGCAGCGGCACUGCAGGUCCUACAAUCUGGUGACCCUGCUCCAGAUGUGGGUCGUUCCUCUCUACUUCACCGUAAAGCUGUACUGGUGGCGCUUCCUGUCCACGUGGGGCAUGUUCUCUGUCAUCACGAGUUACGUCACCUUCAGGGCCACUCGGAAGCCGCUCUCCUGCCGGACUCCUCGGCUGGUGUACAAGUGGUUUCUUCUCAUAUACAAGCUGAGCUAUGCUGUUGGUGCGGUCGGGUACCUCGCUAUUAUGUUCACCAUGUUCGGGUUUAACGUGUUUUUAAGGAUUAAAGCGGAAGACUCAAUGGAUGUGGGCGUGAUUAUGUUGUUUUACGGCUUGUACUAUGGGGUCAUGGGUCGCGACUUCGCCGAAAUCUGUUCCGACUACAUGGCUUCGACCAUAGGAUACUACAAUGUCGGAGGUAUGCCGUCAAAGAGCCUCCGCGAUAACAUCUGCGCAGUUUGCGGCCAGAAGAUCUUUGUGGAUGUAGAUGAAGAAGGAAUCAUUGAAGACACAUUUCAGCUGUCGUGCAGUCAUAUAUUCCACGAAUUCUGUAUUCGAGGGUGGUGCAUUGUGGGAAAGAAGCAGACGUGUCCUUACUGCAACGAGAAGGUUGACCUCAAGAGAAUGAUGAAGAACCCCUGGGAGAGGACCCACGUGUUGUAUGGUCGGCUGCUGGACUGGCUGCGCUACCUUGUUGCCUGGCAGCCUAUUAUAAUAGGCAUUGUCCAUGGUAUCAAUUUCACAUUAGGCCUUGAAUAACAUUUUACGGUGGCUCCCGUUUGCUCCGUUUCACAUUUGCACAUAUUUUUCAUUCAUUUAUAAUGUGUAGAAUAAAAUUUAAGUAAUCUAUUUACUUUUUGUAAAACAUGAAAUUGCUUUUAUAAUCCAUCAUUCAUUUUGGAGGCCCUUUAUUUAUUAAGACAUACUUGUUGGGAUUUUUAAGUCCACACUGUAUAUUAUUCACAUUAGAAUGGAGAUUCUUCAUUCCAGAUUUUUUUUUUUUUGGUUUCAUACUGAAAAGGGGUGAAUACAUGAAUUGUUCAGUAUUAAAGUGUUAUGCUGUUAUUUAAUUCCAGAUGUUUUACAGUGUAGAUCAGUGCUAGAAUUUCAAGUUCUACUUCAUUUCAGUAAUAUUUUCAUAGAUUUUGUCAUUUUCAAAUACUUUGUUUUACUGCAUUCCAUUUGACUUAAUCUGCUACCAUGAACAUUCCGAAUUUUUGUGCUGUAAAAUAACCUUUGACCUUUUUGUAUUGUGUG
This is a messenger RNA of Scleropages formosus (Asian bonytongue), 1518 nucleotides long. It is a transcript of the gene rnf175, whose product is annotated as ring finger protein 175. Gene Ontology annotation, biological process: ERAD pathway. Gene Ontology annotation, cellular component: endoplasmic reticulum membrane; Golgi membrane. Lineage: Eukaryota; Metazoa; Chordata; Actinopteri; Osteoglossiformes; Osteoglossidae. The record is from RefSeq and is a predicted model, not a curated record. The transcript has 9 exons. Gene Ontology annotation, molecular function: metal ion binding; ubiquitin protein ligase activity. Bases 79 to 1020 code for a protein of 313 amino acids.